CAGUACGCACGAUUCGUCCCGGUGGUACGCGUAAACUGUUAACUGUUAAUACUGUUUAUAUAUUUAGUUAUAGAUUGCAUUCACACGGCUCAGUCGAAUAAUUUAAUAAAUCGUCACAAUAAAUUACAAUAAUUAUUAAUAAUCGUUACCGAAUAUCGUUCGGCCCGUUAUGGUAAUCUUGUGAAUCCGCUGGACACCAUGCACAACAACAAGAUGAAUGAUAAAAUAUCGUUUUCGUUCAACUCCGGUGGACGGUCUUCGUCGUCCCGGUCAGUAGCCAUACCUCCACCAGCCAACAGCGGACUCAGCAAGCAGGGCUACUCCACUUUGAACGCCAUAAACCAUUCGGCAAUCUCAAACACAUGGGGUGUGCCGAAGAAACGAGCAAAAACCGAAGAAGAGUAUUUCGAAGACGAAGAUGAACAGCAACAGCCUCAACUCGAGUACAUUCCUGCACCCGAUAGCCCAUCUAAUAAAAAAUCUGACUGCGAUUCUGAUUCAUCUGAGGACCCAUUAGAUGCUUUCAUGGAAGGAUUAGAAAAAGAAGUAAAAAAAGCAAAAACCACUGGAAAAAAAGAAAAAAAGGAAGAUGAAAAAGGUAUUAGACAAGAUAUCGAAGAAGAAGACAUAGAAGAAUCAUACUACAGGUAUAUGGAAGAAAAUCCAACAGCGGGUCUCGUUGAUGAAACUUCAGACAUAGAAAUUGAUUAUGAUGAAGAUGGUAAUCCCAUAGCACCACCAAAGAAAAAAGAAAUAGACCCAUUACCUCCCAUUGAUCAUUCUUUAAUCAAAUACAAAAGCUUUGAAAAGAACUUUUACUCUCCACACAAUGAAAUAUCAUCUUUAACUGUGGAUAAAGUUAUUCAAUUACGUAAGACUCUUGGUCUCCGAGUAAAUGGAGCCGAUUUACCUUAUCCAGUCACAUCAUUUGCUCAUUUUAAUUUUGAUGAUGCCCUAAUGAAAAUUAUUCGCAAGUCUGACUAUGUUCAACCCACACCGAUUCAAAGUCAAGCAGUUCCUGCUGCACUUGCUGGGCGUGAUAUAAUUGGUAUUGCCAAAACUGGUAGUGGUAAAACGUUAGCGUUCAUAUGGCCAAUGUUGGUUCACAUAAUGGAUCAACCAGAACUAAAAGAAGGUGAUGGUCCAGUUGGUUUGAUAUUGGCACCUACCAGAGAAUUAUCUCAACAAAUCUAUGUAGAAGCAAAAAAAUUUGGAAAAAUCUAUAACCUGAGAGUAGUGUGUUGUUAUGGUGGAGGUUCAAAGUGGGAACAAUCAAAGGCACUUGAAGGAGGUGCCGAAAUCAUAGUAGGUACUCCUGGCAGAGUAAUCGAUCUAGUAAAAAUGUCUGCAACCAACUUAACUAGAGUAACGUUCCUUGUACUUGAUGAAGCUGAUAGAAUGUUCAAUAUGGGUUUUGAACCUCAAGUGCGUUCCAUUUGUGACCACGUGAGACCAGAUCGCCAAACAUUGUUGUUUUCUGCCACAUUUAAAAAAAAAAUUGAAAAGUUGGCACGCGACAUUCUUACUGAUCCUAUAAGAAUUGUUCAAGGGGAUGUUGGUGAAGCAAACACUGAUGUAGCACAAAUUAUGUUGGUGAUGCCACAGAGUGACAAGUGCCAAUGGCUGUUGGAUAAUAUAGUUCAAUUUACAUCAACUGGAUCUAUUCUCGUAUUCGUUACUAAAAAAUUGGAUGCAGAACAACUAGCCAGUACAUUGAGUCUAAAGGAGUAUGAAGUGUUGCUGUUACACGGUGACAUGGACCAAGCAGAAAGGAACAAAGUAAUAACAAAAUUCAAAAAACAAGAAGUCAACAUUAUGGUAGCCACAGAUGUUGCUGCUAGAGGUCUAGAUAUAGCUCAUAUCAGAACAGUUGUUAAUUAUGACAUAGCUAGAGAUAUUGACACACAUACACAUCGUAUUGGAAGAACUGGUCGAGCUGGAGAAAAAGGUACAGCAUUUACUCUAGUUACACCAAAAGACCAUGAAUUUGCUGGUCACUUGGUACGAAGUCUUGAAGGUGUGGGGCAGGAAGUUCCCAAACCACUUAUAGAUCUUGCCAUGCAGAGCUCUUGGUUCAGAAAAAGUCGUUUCAAAGGCGGAAAGGGUAAAUCAGUAACUGCCGGGGGUGCUGGACUGGGAUAUCGAGAUCCGUCAGGUUCCAAUAAUUUUUCGGCAUCGAGUUCGUAUCAGUGUCCAAAACCUGCAGCUGCAGUACUCCCAGCAUCAAAAGGUGGUCCUGGAGCAGGAAGACUGUUGGCACUAAAAGAAGCAUUUAAAAUGCAAUACCAAAACCAAUUUAAAGCCAGUGAAGAUCACACUUGGGAACAAACAGUCGGAUCAAGUUCAUCAGUAAAAGUACAUACUGGUCCAUUAAAAGAAAGAAAAGCCAAAAAAAACCGAUGGGACAACUGAAAAAUGUAUUUAUAAGUAACAAUACUUAGAUUUUGUUGGAGCUUAAGCCUAUUUAACUAUUUAAAUCAUAAGACUUUAAUAACGACUUUAGUAGUUGUUUUAAUAAUAAAAAAUUUAAUUUAAUUUUUCAAAAAAUAAAAAUCCAUUUAUCAAUGA
Molecule: messenger RNA, 2568 nt
Organism: Metopolophium dirhodum (rose-grain aphid)
Lineage: Eukaryota; Metazoa; Arthropoda; Insecta; Hemiptera; Aphididae
Product: ATP-dependent RNA helicase DDX42
Exons: 14
Coding region: 199-2412 (737 amino acids)
Molecular function (GO): RNA helicase activity; RNA binding; ATP binding
Source: RefSeq, a predicted model, not a curated record